AUCCCGCAGACUUUACAUGUUUAUAUUCAACCAGUUUCCACCAUAACCUCGUGGUCUUCUUCUUCUUCUCUCUCUUACUUGCAUUUCUCUCUCUAGAAGACUUGCGAUUUAUUCUCUUUUGUUUUCUUCUUUAAUGCCUCAAGUCGAUCUUGAGACCCUAGUAUCAGCCUGUGCGGGCGGAGGCAACGACCGCAAGAUCGCCUGCGAAACGCUUGCAGACGGCGGCGCUGAUGACGACGCUCCGCAAAAUGAUGUCAUACCCGGAGAUUAUGCCGUCGUGGAGCCGGACUUACCCCCGGAGUCUUUCUGGCUGUCGAAGGACGCGGAGUACGAUUGGUUUGACCGCAACGCGUUUUAUGAGCGGAAAGAUUCCACCAAAGGCAACUCCAACUCCACAAACUUGAGCCAGAGCAUAAACCCUAGUUCUAACUCCAAUUCUCAGCGGUUUUCAGUGAAGUCUAAGGCGUCCAUCAUCGGACUGCCCAAGACCCAGAAAGCCACCUUCGUGGAUUCCAAGCGGAGGACCUGUAAAUCCGCCAAUAUAAGGCUGUUUCCUAAGCGGUCCGGAUCAGCGGGGAAGUCGACCGUUCCGGUGGCGGAACCGGGAUCUCCGAAGGUUUCGUGCAUGGGGAGAGUCCGGUCGAAGCGUGGCCGGCGCAGGUCGAAUUCGGUGAAAAGGAAAGAAAAACCAACUGAGAAACUGAGAAGUGGUGGUGAGAAGCAGAGGAGCGGUUUCUAUUCUAAGGUAAUAAACAUGUUCAGGUCAAAGAAAGGUCACAGGAAGCCGGUCCGGUCGGGGAGUAGGAAGACGGUGGAGGUGCUGGAGGAGGAGCCGGUGGUGGUUGAACCGCAACGGGAAAGCGUGAGCCCAAAAGCGAGAGGAAUUCCAGCUGGUGGUGACACGGUGGCUGAUCCUCCUAGUCUGGGAGGGGUGAAGAGGUUCGCUUCGGGGCGGAGGACCGGUGACGAGUUCAGUCAGGCAAUUUCGGGGUCGGUGGGCCCCGUGAGUUGGAGCUGAUAGUGGAGGCGCGUGAAAGUCUCACAUAGUGGUUGGCGGGCGGGGGUUGCCGAGUGACGUGGCUUAUUGAAUAUCCCUUUUUAAUAUUGGUCCCCAAAGUAGAAAAAAUACGGCUUGUUCUCGCAGUUGCUUCUUCGAUUUUCCAUUUUUACCCUUGUGUGUGUGCUAGUAUAUAAUUGUGGAUUUAUGUAUGCGAUAAUGUGAAUAUACUCUUUUUUUGGGGGGUGAAAUUGCAAAUUCGCUGCUUAUACGUUCUCA
Molecule: messenger RNA, 1276 nt
Organism: Sesamum indicum (sesame)
Lineage: Eukaryota; Viridiplantae; Streptophyta; Magnoliopsida; Lamiales; Pedaliaceae
Source: RefSeq, a predicted model, not a curated record